Acanthosepion pharaonis is the source of this 5061-nucleotide messenger RNA. The record is from the annotation of a GenBank genome assembly. Lineage: Eukaryota; Metazoa; Mollusca; Cephalopoda; Sepiida; Sepiidae.
AUGUUCUUCGUUUCUUUCUAUCUUUCUGUCUUUCUUUCUUUUUUCUUUCAUUCUUUCUUUAUUUCUUUUGAUUCUUUCUUUAUUUCCUAUUAUUUCGAAAUCUUUCUCUAUCUUUGUUUUUCUUUCAUUUUUCAUUCACUCAUUCAUUCAUCAUUUCUUUCUUUCUUUCUUUCUUUCUUUCUUUCUUUCUUUCUUUCUUUCUUUCUUUCUAACCCGAACAUUUUUCAAGUAUUUAUUUUUAUCAUUCGCGCUCAUUUUUUUUUCUUUUAUCAUUUUGCUUCGUACCAAACAUUCUUUCUUUCUGUUUUUGUUUGUUUGAUGGUUCUUUCUUUUUUCUUUCUUUUUCUUUCUGUCUUUCUUUUCUUCUUUCUUUCUUUUUUGUUUGUUUUAUUUAUUUUUAUCAUUCGUGCUCAUUUUUCAUACUUUCUUUUACGAUUUUAUUUCGUUCCAAACAUUUCUUUCUUUCUUUCUUUCUUUCUUUCUUUCUUUCUUUCUUUCUUUCUUUCUUUUUCUUUCUUUCUUUUCUGCUAUUUGGAAAUGUUUCUCUAUCUUUUAUUCUUUCAUUUACCUUUCCACAAUAUCUUCUUUCUUUUAUAUGAUUUCUUUCUUUCUUUUUUUUUUUGUAUUCAUUCGUUUUUUUCAUUCAUUCAUUCAUUCUUUCUAUUUAUUCUUUCUUUAUUUUCUACUAUUUCUAAAUGUUUUUCUAUCUUUGAUACUAUCGUUUACGUUUCCAUAAAUACCUUCUUUUCUUCGGAAAACUUUCUGUUGACUUUCUUCAAAAUUUUUCUUUCUUUCUUUCUUUCUAAUCUGAACAUUUUUCAAGUAUUUAUUUUUAUCUUUAGCGCUCAUUAUUUAAAAUUCUGUCUUUUAUCAUUUUGCUUCGUUCCAAAUGUUCUUUCUUUCUUUUUUUGUUUGUUUGAUGUUUGUUUGUUUCUUUCUUUCUUUCUUUUUUCUUUCUUUCUUUCUUUCUUUCUUUCUUUCUUUCUUUCUUUCUUUCUUCAAACCCGAACAUUUUUCAAUCAUUUAUUUUUAUUAUUCGCGCUCAUUUUUCAUUCAUUCUUUUACGAUUUUAUUUCGUUCCAGACAUUUCUUUCUUUCUUUCUUUCUUUCUUUCUUUCUUUCUUUCUUUCUUUCUUUCUUUCUUUCCCCCCUCUCCGUUUUUUCACAUAUUUUUUUUUAUAUUUAGUUUUUGUUCUCUUUUCUUACCACAGUUAUUUCUCCCCACGCUAUAUUUUUUCAAGUAUUUUUAUGAUUUGCCCUCAUCUUCUUUUUUGUUCUUGCAUUCCUUCUAUAACCGUUUUUUCCCUACAUUCUCAAUUUAAUUCUCGCCUCUCCAAGAACGCACUCAUUCUUAAUGUGUUUCUCUAUGCAAAUGUACACGUGCUUGCAAUUUCACGUCCCACACCUACAUUUGCUAACAUUUUUUAUACUGCAAAAGUACAGAAAGGACCGGUUUCUUUCUUUUUCUCUCUCUCUCUCUCUCUCUCUGUGCAUUAUUUUUCAUUUUCUUUAUCUCUUACAAAUAAGUGUUACUGUUUCACCAAUUCGUUCGUCUUUGUUUUUAAUAUUAUAUUUUCUUUCUUUCUUUAUUUAACGUCAACUAUCGGAUUUUCUUUUCUUUCCUUUGUCCUCGUUUACUUCAACAUUUGCAAAUGCUUUUUUCUUUGUUUCUAUUUGCCUUUCUUUCUUUCUUUCUUUCUUUUUAUUUUCUUUCUUUCCGUGUUUAGUUCUUUGUUUCUAUUUGCCUUUCUUUCUUUCUUUCUUUCUUUCUUUCUUUCUAUUUUCUUUCUUUCUCUGUUUAGUUCUUUGUUUCUAUUUGCCUUUCUUUCUUUCUUUCUUUCUAUUUUCUUUCUUUCUCUUUCUUUGUUUUUAUUUGCCUUUCUUUCUUUCUUUCUUUCUUUCUUUUUAUUUUCUUUCUUUCCGUGUUUAGUUCUUUGUUUCUAUUUGCCUUUCUUUCUUUCUUUCUUUCUUUCUAUUUUCUUUCUUUCUCUGUUUAGUUCUUUGUUUCUAUUUGCCUUCCUUUCUUUCUUUUUAUUUUCUUUCUUUCUCUGUUUAGUUCUUUGUUUCUAUUUGCCUUUCUUUCUUUCUUUCUUUCUUUUUAUUUUCUUUCUUUCUCUGUUUAGUUCUUUGUUUCUAUUUGCCUUUCUUUCUUUCUUUCUUUUUAUUUUCUUUCUUUCUCUUUCUUUGUUUCUAUUUGCCUUUCUUUCUUUCUUUCUUUUUUUAUUUUCUUUCUUUCUCUGUUUAGUUCUUUUUUUCUAUUUGCCUUUCUUUCUUUCUUUCUUUCUUUCUAUUUUCUUUCUUUUCUCUUUCUUUGUUUCUAUUUGCCUUUCUUUCUUUCUUUCUUUUCUUUUUUUUUUCUUUCUUUCUCUGUUUAGUUCUUUGUUUUCUAUUUGCCUUUCUUUCUUUCUUUCUUUCUUUUUAUUUUCUUUCUUUCUCUGUUUUAGUUCUUUUUCUUUGUUUCUAUUUGCCCUUUCUUUCUUUCUUUCUUUCUUUUUCUUUUUUCUUUCUUUCUCUGUUUUAGUUCUUCUUUUUGUUUCUAUUUGCCUUUCUUUCUUUCUUUUCUUUUUAUUUUCUUUCUUUCUCUGUUUAGUUCUUUGUUUCUAUUUGCCUUCCUUUCUUUUUUUUUUAUUUUCUUUCUUUCUCUGUUUAGUUCUUUGUUUCUAUUUGCCUUUCUUUCUUUCUUUCUUUCUUUUAUUUUCUUUCUUUUCUCUGUUUAGUUCUUUGUUUCUAUUUGCCUUUCUUUUUAUUUUUCUUUCUUUCUUUUUUAUUUUCUUUCUUUCUCUGUUUUAUUUUCUUUCUUUUUCUAUUUGUUCUUUUCUUUCUUUCUUUCUUUUUUCUUUCUUUUAUUUUCUUUCUUUUCUCUGUUUAUUCUUUGUUUCUAUUUGCCUUUCUUUCUUUCUUUCUUUCUUUUUAUUUUCUUUCUUUCUCUGUUUAGUUCUUUGUUUCUAUUUGCCUUUCUUUCUUUCUUUCUUUUUAUUUUCUUUCUUUCUCUGUUUAGUUCUUUGUUUCUAUUUGCCUUUCUUUCUUUCUUUCUUUCUUUCUAUUUUCUUUCUUUCUCUGUUUAGUUCUUUGUUUCUAUUUGCCUUUCUUUCUUUCUUUUUAUUUUCUUUCUUUCUCUGUUUAGUUCUUUGUUUCUAUUUGCCUUUCUUUCUUUCUUUCUUUCUUUUUAUUUUCUUUCUUUUUCUUUCUCUUUCUUUGUUUCUAUUUGCCUUUUCUUUCUUUCUUUCUUUCUUUCUAUUUUCUUUCUUUCUUUCUCUGUUUAGUUCUUUGUUUCUAUUUGCCUUUCUUUCUUUCUUUUUAUUUUCUUUCUUUCUCUGUUUAGUUCUUUGUUUCUAUUUGCCUUUCUUUCUUUCUUUCUUUCUUUUUAUUUUCUUUCUUUCUCUGUUUAUACUUUUUCUUUUCUUUAAUUAUUUUUUUCUUCCAAUUUUCUUUCUUCAACACCUCCUUUUUAUCUGUUUCCUUUCAUUUUAUUUUAAAUUAAUUCUUAUUGGCUAUUUCGUUAUCACUUUUAUCCCUUAUCAGACAUUCGACCAUUUUUUUUUUCGUUUCCUAUCAAGAAUUUUGAAAGACUUUCAUUUUUCAGUCCCGUGUCUGUGCUUUUGUUUUUCAUACUCUUUCUUUUUUCUUUUCCUUUUUUAUUCUUUUCUAAUGUUUUUAUUGAUAACAUUUUACAUUAUUUACUUUCUUUUCCUUUCUUUUUUGUUAUUUUUUUCUUCCUUUAUUCUCAUGUUGCCUUUUAGAUUAUUUUUCUUUCUUUCUUAUUUAGUAAUUUCAUGUUAUUCGACUUUGUCUUUAUUUUGUAGUUUUAUUCUUUUUUUUCUGUUUUCAUUUUCUUCGUUCGCUCUUUUUUCUUUCUUUUUAUUCAUUUUUUCAUUCCUCUUUUCUUUCUUCGUUUUUUCCUCCUUUUUCUUUCUUCAUGUUUUCAUUCCUCUUUUCUUUCUUCAUUUUUUCAUUCCUCUUUGCUUUCUUCAUUUUUUCAUUCCUCUUUUCUUUCUUCGUUUUUUCCUCCUUUUUCUUUCUUCAUGUUUUCAUUCCUCUUUUCUUUCUUCAUUUUUUUCCUCUUUUUCUUUCUUCAUUUUUCAUUCCUCUUUUCUUUCUUCGUUUUUUCCUUUUUCCUUUUUCAUGUUUUCAUUUUCUUUUCUUUUUUUUUCAUUCCUCUUUUCUUUCUUCAUUUUUUCAUUCCUCUUUUCUUUCUUCGUUUUUUCCUCGUUUUUCUUUCUUCAUUUUUCAUUCCUCUUUUCUUUCUUCAUUUUUUCAUUCCUCUUUUCUUUCUUCAUUUUUUCAUUCCUCUUUCCUUUCUGUUUUACUAUGUUUAGCUUUCGAAUAUCACUUUUCCUUUUCUUUCUUUCUUUCCUUCAUUUUUUUUUUUGUUCUUGUAGUUUAUUUCAUUAUCUCUUAUUUUUCUUUUCCGGUUUAAUUUCUUUCUUCUUCUUUACUUUUCUUCUAUUCUACUGUUUCAUUCCCCCCCUCCAAAACCCGGUUAUUUAUCCUUAUUCUUUUUCAAUUUUUCCUUUCUUUCUUUCUUGCUUGUUUCCUCCAUUUUUCGAAUAUCACUUUUCUUUCUUUCUUUCUUUCUUUCUUUCUUUAUUUCUUUCUUUCUUUCUUUCCUCUGUUUUUAAAUUUUUAUCAGUUUUUCUUUUAAUUCUUUCUAUCUAUCUAUCUAUCUAUCUAUCUAUCUAUCUAUCUAUCUAUCUAAAGACUUUUUCUUGUAAUUUUGUCUAUCUAUCUAUCUAUCUAUCUAUCUAUCUAUCUAUCUAUCUAUCUAUCUAUCUAUCUAUCGAAAGGUUUAAUCGUCUUUUCUUUUUUCCUUUCUUUUUCGAAUUUUUUUGUUUUUUUCUGUCUAUCUAUCUAUCUAUCUAUCUAUCUAUCUAUCUAUCUAUCUAUCUAUCUAUCUAUCUAUCUAAUUUUACUUUACUUCCUUUCAUUCUUCGCUCUUUCUACAGUGUUCUUAAUAAUACCCGACGGAAAAAUCAGGCUCUCUUCAAACAUGUCAUUAUUCGAUCAAUGGUUUCAGCCGUGGCCAAGUCCCCACCCUGGGCUGAGGAUAUCAGCGAUUUCUAA